This is a messenger RNA of Anolis sagrei ordinatus, 2047 nucleotides long. The record is from RefSeq and is a predicted model, not a curated record. Lineage: Eukaryota; Metazoa; Chordata; Lepidosauria; Squamata; Anolidae.
CCCGCCCCCCAGGCACGAGGGAGGGGGGCCAGGGCGCUGAUCCGCUCCUCCGCCGCAGACGCAGCAGCCGAGGAGAGAAGGAAGGAAGGAAGGAAGAGAAGAAGGAAGAGAAGAAAGAGGAGGAGAAGAAGGAGCCUUCCACCUCUUCCUCCCCCCGAAGCCCAGAUGGACCCCCGCGCCAUGGGGCCCCCGGAGCCACGGCUGCUGCUGCUGCUCUUCCUCUGCGGCCUGCUGCCCGCCUGGGCCAGGGCAGAUGAGCUGACGGUGUCCACGCCCUCGGGGCGGCUGCGUGGGGUGCGCGUGCCAGUGCUGGAGGGCCACGUCUCGGCCUUCCUGGGGGUGCCGUUUGCGGAGCCCCCCGUGGGCCGCCUGCGCUUCCGCCGCCCGGAGCCGGCCCGGCCCUGGAGCCACGUGCUGGACGCCUCGUCUUACCAGCAGGCCUGCUUCCAAGCGGUGGACAACACCUACCCGGGCUUCCACGGCACCGAGAUGUGGAACCCCAACCGCAACAUGAGCGAGGACUGCCUCUACCUGAACGUCUGGGUGCCGUCGCCGCGGCCCAAGAACGCCUCGGUGCUGGUCUGGAUCUACGGGGGCGGCUUCUACAGCGGCUCCUCCUCGCUGGACGUCUACGACGGGCGCUUCCUGACCUACACGGAGAAGGUGGUGCUGGUCUCCAUCAGCUACCGCGUGGGCGCCUUCGGCUUCCUGGCGCUGCUGGGCAGCCAGGAGGCGCCGGGCAACAUGGGCCUGCUGGACCAGCGCCUGGCCCUGCAGUGGGUCCAGAACAACGUCCAGUACUUUGGGGGCAACCCCAAGGCGGUGACCCUCUUUGGGGAGAGCGCCGGCGGGGCCUCGGUGGGCAUGCACCUGCUCUCGGCACAGAGCCGGUCGCUCUUCCGCCGCGCCAUCCUGCAGAGCGGGGCGCCCAACGGGCCCUGGGCCACCAUCACCCCGGCGGAGAGCCGGCGGCGGGCCACGGUGCUGGGCAAGCGGCUGGGCUGCCCCGUGGGCAACGACUCGGAGCUGGUGGGCUGCCUGCGGUCCAAGCGGCCGCAGGAGCUGGUGGACGAGGAGUGGGCGGUGCUGCCCUACAAGAGCGUCUUCCGCUUCGGCUUCGUGCCGGUGGUGGACGGGGACUUCUUCCCGGACACGCCGGAGGCCAUGCUGAGCGCGGGCAACUUCAAGGAGACGCAGGUGAUGCUGGGGGUGGUCAAGGAUGAGGGCACCUACUUCCUGAUCUACGGCGUGCCGGGCUUCAGCAAGGACAACGAGAGCCUGAUCAGCCGGGAGGACUUCCUGGAGGGCGUGCGCAUCGGCGUGCCGCACGCCAACGACAUCGCCACCGAGGCCGUGCUGCUGCAGUACACCGACUGGCGCGACCAGGACAACGGCGAGAAGAACCGCGAGGCCAUGGACGACAUCGUGGGCGACCACAACGUCAUCUGCCCCGCCAUGCACUUCGCCGCCCGCUACGCCGCCCGCGGCAACGCCGUCUUCGCCUACCUCUUUGACCACCGGGCCUCCAACCUCAUCUGGCCCCCUUGGAUGGGCGUCCCCCACGGGUACGAGAUCGAGUUCAUCUUCGGCCUGCCGCUCAACGACAGCCUCAACUACACCCAGGAGGAGAAGCAGCUCAGCCGCAGGAUGAUGCGCUACUGGGCCAACUUUGCCCGGACGGGGAACCCCUCCGACCCCUCGGAGAAGGACGCCCCGUGGCCCCCCUACUCGCCCUCCGCACAGGAGUACGUGACGCUCAACACGGGGCCCCUCCGCACCGAGCACAGCCUCCGGGCCCAGAUCUGCGCCUUCUGGAACCGCUUCCUGCCCAAGCUGCUCAACGUGACAGACAACAUCGAGGAGGCGGAGAGGCAGUGGAAGCUGGAGUUCCACCUCUGGAGCGCCUACAUGAUGCACUGGAAGAACCAGUUUGACCAUUACAACAAACAGGACCGCUGUUCGGAGCUGUGACCCGGAGCGAGAGACCAGCCGUCGCCCCUCAUGUGCCAUUUAUCCCCCCCCAAUAACCCCCCUUGCCCAAAUGUAG